AUGGCGCGUCUGGAUACCUUCGGCCAACACAAGCGGACAAUGGCAAUGGCAAUGCCGAAUCUCUCAAUCGUCCCGGGACCGCAACCUCAGGUGCAGCAACCUUUGAGGCGCAACGCGGCGGUCCUUGGAGACAUCACCAACACAGGAUAUGCCGUCAAAGUGGACAAGCCGGCGUUCGCACCUGCGAGGCCAAGAGCAUACGAUGAGAGCCAGGCUUUCGGGCCUGGCAACACGACAGUGGCCUGGGUCAGAGAGAACUCCCGCUUUGUCAUUCCGGUGUCCGGCGAUCACAUGGACGUUGUCAUGGAGGAGGAAGAGGACCCGCAGCAGGUGUCGGAGUACUCCAAAGACAUAUUUGAGCGAAUGUUCUCCAUGGAAAGAUCGUUCCAACCCAGGUGCCAUUUUCUAGCCGAGCAGCGAGAGAUCAACACAAAGAUGAGGGCGAUUCUCGUAGACUGGCUGGUCGAGGUUCACAUGAAGUACAGGCUGAAGCCAGAAACAUUGUUUAUGGCGGUGAAUGUCAUAGACAGAUACCUGUCCAUGAGGCAAGUGGCGCGAAAGAAGCUUCAGCUUUGCGGCGUGACAGCGCUCCUGAUCGCCUCGAAGUUUGAGGAGAUCUACCCACCAGAGGUUAAGGACUUCGUGUACAUAACGGACAAUGCGUACACCAAGGACGACAUCCUGAGAAUGGAGGUGUCCAUCCUCUCCACUCUCAACUUUGAGCUUUGCGGUCCCACAGCAGCCCAUUUCCUGGACCGCUACCAGCGUGCCAACAAAUGCAGCGAGGAGCAUGCACACUUGAUGCAAUACUUGGCUGAGCUCUGCUUGCUGGAAGUUCACAUGGUUCAAUACGUGCCAUCACUGGUCGCUGCUGCAUCGGCAUUGCUGAGCAACAAGCUUCUGCGUCAGCAUCCGGCGUGGCCACCGUGCCUUGCGCAGAUCACCCAGACGCACUCCGAGGCAGAGGUCAAGGCAUGCGCGCGCGAGAUGUGCGGACUGCUCGACUCAGUGGAGAAGAGCUCCCUCCAAGCGAUCCGCAAGAAGUACUCACAGGAGAAGUUCAGCAAAAUCGCGACUACUGGCAGGAGGUUCUGGACACAAAGCUGA
Symbiodinium natans is the source of this 1107-nucleotide messenger RNA. The record is from the annotation of a GenBank genome assembly. Lineage: Eukaryota; Dinophyceae; Suessiales; Symbiodiniaceae.